Messenger RNA from Haliotis rufescens (red abalone), 5560 nucleotides. RefSeq lists its product as uncharacterized. The record is from RefSeq and is a predicted model, not a curated record. The transcript has 9 exons. Gene Ontology annotation, biological process: detection of mechanical stimulus. Gene Ontology annotation, cellular component: membrane. Lineage: Eukaryota; Metazoa; Mollusca; Gastropoda; Lepetellida; Haliotidae. Bases 41 to 3610 code for a protein of 1189 amino acids. Gene Ontology annotation, molecular function: calcium channel activity; protein binding.
UCAGCAACUUAUACGUGCAUGUACGACAAGUUCUGAAUGUAUGGUGCAGACGCCAUGGUUCCCUACUUGCGAAAAAUAUGAUGUGUCCAACUUCAAGCUAUGUUCUUCAAAAGUCAAAGAUGAAGAAGCAUGUCAACUGCCCCUGUCAAAGAUGUCUGAGCUGUGGCCAACUGGAGAAACCAAGAAUACAUUUUUCCUUUACAUUGGAGGUGUGAUUGGUCUAUUCUAUCUAGUGGCAGUGAUGAUUGGGUUUUUACAGAGAAGAUGUCAGCCCAUCGUUGUGCCACUGACAAACCCAGAAGAACACGAGAGAAUGCAUGAAUAUAUCUUCGUGGUGAAAACAUCACUACUGCCAUAUUCUGGGUGUCCUUCGACUACCAAGGUGUUUGUCCAGCUUCAUGGUCAGUUUCACAACUCAACUUUUUUUCAUUUGAAGAAAAUGUCGGCCACAAAAGACAUUCUCACAAGAGGCAGCACUGACAUCUUUGUCAUUCACACAUCAGAGGAUCUAGGAGAAAUUACAGCAGUUGGAAUUGAACUGAUCAAUGAAAUUGGUGUCAAGUCUGUAUGGAGACCAUCACAUCUAGAGGUUUAUUCUCCGGAAUUGUGUAUGUUAUGGUCAUCUGAUGACUACAUCCCCAAGAUGCUGUGUGUACAGAAUCUGGAAGCCCAUGUCACACUGACAGCCUGUGAAAUAACAGCCAAAACAUUCAGGGACAAGGGCGUGAAGUAUCUAUCUAACCUGUGUGUACAGCAUCAGUGGUUAUCCAUGGCGUUGUGUUCUGUCAGAUUGGGUCCGUUUUCUACAGUUGUAAAUCUGAUCCUGUUCUUUUCCAUCCUGGCUGUCCUCCUUGCUGCAAACCUCAUGACUUUGUUAAUGAUACAGGACACAAGCACUGUGUUCAGCCUGGCUGAUGAUGAAGUUAUUGGAUGUGUCCUUGUCGUUAUUGUCGCUGUCUCAUUAUCAUGGUGUCUAGAGAUUCUUUUGAGAAAUGUGAGCCCCUCUCCAAAGCUUCGGAAGCGUUUCUCCUUUAAUGGUUUACAAGAGUUGAAAAAAGAAAACAUCGCCUUGGAAACAUCUUACAAAGUAGAUGACUCUGCAUUAGAUGACACCAUCAUUGAAAAUUUUGGAGCCAAAGCAGUAGAUGAUGAUAGAAGCACACACAGACUGAGGUCAGGUCAUUCUGAUGCACACAUAUCUGCUUUACAACUUGCUGCAGAGGUCAGUGAAGAUGAUAAAUUCUUCUCGAGUUCAAAAGAGACCAAAGAAAUCGAACAUGUGGACAUUUCCAAUGGUUGUCUACUGGAAUGUAGUGGUGUUACGGAUGUGGAUAAAGAACAGUUUGCUAAAAAUCUAUUCCAAGUUCUGAUGACAGAAUCUCAGUUCUCAAGUCCAUUUUUUCUGGCUGAGCAUUAUGCUGGGAUUCUGCUUUCUUCAACAGGCCUGCUUUUUAACCAACUUACCCAUGACACAAGGGUUAUGGAACAAUGCCUUCAUCAGCUACAACACUCUCUGAAUCACAGUAUGUUAUUUCUUGUGAACAGUUUUCCAGACAACUUUCAAGAACAUGUUCAGAAAUCAUCACCAACAAACACAAGUUUAACUAACACUCAGACUGAUACAGAUAGCUCGCAUAUGAUUGAAUAUAUAUCAGUGUUCGAUCGUCUCAAGCACAACAUUCCCUAUUUGGGACAGACACUUGACACUCGUGGUUCUGUUACUAUGUGGAUUGACAGCUGUAUGACUCUGCAACAUAUACAAAGAAAUGCAGGCUGCAAUAUCACAACUCACAAGAGUGUGGAAGAUAGAGGAAGAAAAACGGAUUCAGAGGAAACAGAAGAUGAUAGUAUAUUCAGGACAGUUCGGGUGGCAUUACCACUGAUCUUAACCCCAAAAGAAUGUUGGUUGAUAUCUACAGAUGUCUCAAGCAAAAGUGUACAACUUUCAAGAGAUGCUACAAGUGUCAUGGCAUGCUACUCCAAACCAGGAAGUUAUGGUCAGGGAUUGCUUGAUGCUUGUAGAAAAGUUAGCAGUGACAAAAUGUUACUCACCCACUCGCUACUUAAAGGACUAUCACUUGUCAUGAUUCGGAACUCCUUCUGUUAUGUACUUGAAAUGUCUCAAAUUGAAAUGUGCUGGAGUCAGCUUGAUAUUCAAGAACUCAGGAGACACAUGAAAAGAAGGCUUAGUGAGAUGAUUUAUUCCUUUGUGUGGAAUGUCAUUUCUCUCUCUGGGGAAACAGGCUCAGUUGCAUCGAUUGAUGAAUACACCUUGACAACAGAGAUUAUUGCUGCUGUCAUCACCUAUGGCGUAUUGAACAGGGCUGUGGAAGUUGUGAAAAACCAGGAGCACAUGAAACUUGUACAACAUCAGGCUCACAUCAUUACACAGAGGGUUCUUGAAGCAUCAGUGAUGUACCUUCAGUUUGAAUUUCAGCUGGACAGAACUGUGAAGGACUUAUGUGAAUCUGUGAUAAAAACUGCCUCAGAUGAAUUGUUGGCUGAUUAUCAAGAUCAUCUGUACGUAUUUUCAGAGAGUGUCUUGAAACAAUCAAUGUUGGAUCUUAUAACCCAAAUGGGUGAUGAUGUCCUUGAGAAAACACAUCAUGAUCUUAAGCUCACCAGUGAGCUUCAAAUUCUUCAAGAAGCAUCAACAGGAUGGGUCAGUGAGCUUGAUGAACUGCCUAUGAGUCCAGAUGUUCUCCUGGCUCAGAGUCUCAUCUUAAAAUUCAAACUUGAGCGUUUGAGUCUAUGUGACUUUUUCAAGUCUUUGUCAGAAUACAAUGAAUCAGAAUGGGAAGUUCGCAAACUGUGCUUAUCACAGGCAAAGACUUUAGUGAAACAUAUCCUGAAUAUGGUUCAGAAGGAGAUGUUCAUGACACAUGGACAACACAAGAAGGGAACAGUAGCAUCGGUAAGAAAUAAACUUGACAUACACCUGCUACAAGGCAUUUGUGUCUAUGUGGAGAAGAUACAACUGUCGUCACAAGUUGUGUUGCAAAAGGUCUUUCAGCAACUUCUGGCCAGAGCUAUUGUUGAAAAGGCGACCAAGGAUGCAAAGUUGAGCUACAAGACAGAGUGCCAGGGACAGUACAGUCAGUUUGGCCAGAGCAACCAAGGAAAUGAGUCUGUGUCUAAAUCAUCAGAGAUAUUGGAACUUGCUCAAGACCUGAAAUCAAUAAGACAAUACCUCCAGUAUGUGAAGAUAGGAAAUAAGCAAAGAAAUGACAAGGAGCUGAGAGACCACCUCAAGAGAACUGCCAGAAUACACAAGGAAUUGGUCUCCAUCAACCUACAAAACAAAUUGGACUCCUUCUAUGUGACAGAUGCUCUGCCCCGAGAAUACACAGAGGAAGAACUAUAUGUCGUUGAGUGGUUUGUGAGUGGUGAUCUACGCAAUGUGCUGCCAUUUUGGAUCAAGCCAGUUCUAAUUGUGCUGAUGCUUGUCUUUACGCUGGGUGCCAUGGUGUACUUCAUCAUGAUUGGUGCUCAACUGACAACUACCCAGGCACAAGAGUGGAGCUGCAUGUUUCUCAUCAGCUGUACUCUCUUUGGGUUUGUUUUUGAACCCCUGAAAGUUCUUCUAGUAAUGGCAUGCAUGAAGGACUGAGUGUGUUUCUAGCUUCAGUUUCUUCAGCUCUUUACACAGCGUGAGAGAUACUACAAUUAUGAACUUGUACUAUCAGCGGUGUUCAUUGCUAGAAAGCAGUAGGCACAUCUGUCUUGUGUAUGAACUCUUGUUCUUACAGUUGGUUGCCCUUUCUUUGUCAGCAAAGUGUCAAGUGUUUUAAAUAUGGCCCCUGAAAUAUGAAAUAGAGGAGUGACAGGACCUUAACAGGAUAUAAAGGUGCAGCCAAGUCCCACUGUACAAGUACUGUCACAACGAAUAUAAUAUCCCCUACUUAUCAUAGGAGUACACUAUCGGCAUAUUAUGGUUCUGCCCCCAAACGACAAACACUCAUUGCACCAGAGCAUGUUGUUGUAAUGUACUCAACCAUGUUGUCAGACAGACGAAUGGUAUCAAUCAAGGGACACUUUAUGCCAGGUUUGUACAGUCGAUGAAACAGUUCAAUAGGACCUUUCUUACAUGGCAAGAAUCAUGCAGUCAUAUUUGCAUGCUGCUCAUUAAUUGUAAGGUAUUCUAUGCAUAUUGAUCAUGGACAUGUAAAUAUUAGAAUACUAGUUACAUCUGUAGGCAGUGAUGUUAAUACUAAUUGAGCAACGUUUUUUCUUUAAUAAUAUUGCCAAGUGCAACAAUCAAUAAACAAACAAACAACCAAAUCUUUAAAUAACCAUUAGCUUUGGUUAUUAUCAAAUUUGUCUGUUAAAUGUAAGAUGUUAAAAUUGUAUGGAAAUUUUUUAUACCCAAAUGUUUGGAAGAGAAGCACUCGUAAAAUACCAUUACUGUCCCAAGUUUUCAUAUUGUUUGUUCAGCUUCUAGUUGUAUCUUAACUAUCGUAUUUAUAUUGUUGUAAUUUUCCAUCAAUCUCUUAAAGUUGGACAUAUUUCCUGUUUCAUAAAUAUAAGUUGGGUCCUUACAGGGUCUGGUUUGGUUACACAGUUCGAGAAGUAACCAUGGACACACAGCUGCAGGGUUUUAACUUGACCAACAAAACUGGGGGUCCACAGGGACCCCAAUAAUUAAUAAGAAGGGUCCUUACAGGAAAUGUGAGGGUCCUAUAAAGCAAUAAACUUAUGUAGUAUACUGUACUUUAAUUUUUGAUAUUAGAUUUAAUUUUUGACAGAACCUUUAUAUUUCUUGCCAUGAAUUUGGUACAAUGAAUAUUCCUGCGCAUCUUGAGGACACAGUAUAUUUUGUUUCUGCAUCCAUUCUAUACAUUUGUGAGUACUGGACACACAUUUCUGCCUUGUGUAAAACCCUGCAGUUGGAAAUUUAUAAUAAUUUUAUGACAUGGUUAGAAUUGAGUUUUUCAUUGAGCUCUGACCAUGCCUCUUGGUGAAAUAAACAGCAUAUCUGUCACACAGCAAACUAUCCCAUUUAUAAAUACCACUAGCCAGUCAGUAAUUGACCCAAAAGAAAAUGGAGGUUGCCAUCAAGUAUACCGGGUGCAGUCAUUACUGUAAACCGAAUAAGAAUAUUAAUUCAAAUUGUGAAACAUAAGCUUAUGUAAGCACUUAAACAUAAUACCAGUUAUAUGAGACACUUCCUCAGAAUGUGCAAAAACCCAUAUAUUUUUCAGAUGUUCAUUGUUCAGAAUACUCCCAGCACUUGCAAAGUCAGCACCAUGUGGCUACCAGUUGCAUUAUCUACAGUAGGCCGUUCAUUGAUGCUGUUUGGUUAAAACAUUCCUGCAGACAGUAAAAUGGUUAUUAGAAAUCCCAUGUGAAUUCUGGCUAACCUGAAAAUAUCCAAUGGCCUGAUCUUGUUGGUGUGCAGUAGUCUUAACUGAUUGCCAGAAAUGAUUGAUCAAUGUCUUUUUAUACCCAAGGCUGCCAUGUGCAUCUCGUGCUUGUGAACUUUUAUGCCUUAUUGGUCAUGUUUUUGUACAGGUUAUGCUCUUAUGUUAUUGUUAAAACAUUAAAUGUCCAGUUACAUUGA